Messenger RNA from Trachymyrmex cornetzi, 4114 nucleotides. RefSeq names its product Ca[2+] channel Muscle-specific alpha2/delta subunit (gene Ca-Ma2d). Gene Ontology annotation, cellular component: voltage-gated calcium channel complex. NCBI's taxonomy places the organism in Eukaryota, Metazoa, Arthropoda, Insecta, Hymenoptera, Formicidae. Bases 108 to 3890 code for a protein of 1260 amino acids. The record is from RefSeq and is a predicted model, not a curated record. The transcript is spliced from 14 exons. Gene Ontology annotation, molecular function: voltage-gated calcium channel activity.
UAUAUCUGUGCUUUUUCUAGAAAGUUGAAAAGCGUAACGUUCCAUUAUAGGAACGAAUAGCGCGAAGAUUAUAAAGAAAGAGGAAACGGACGAGGCGAGUUUUGUUCAUGCCGAGUGCAGGUCGAUGUUUCAUCUUUUACUUCGUGUUGGUGUUCGUCGUAUGUCUGGCUAAAGAUGCUCACAUCGUGGCCAGAUGGGCGGAUAAAUUGGGUACUGAGUUAUGGGAACUCGCGAACGAAGUGGGCCGGCCCGAGGAAUUGCUAGAAAAAUACAAAAACAUGAACGCACGAGUUGAAGAUAAGUCCGGAGAAGAGUUGAUCAAUAUAAUUAGCGAAAAUGUAGGUAGGAUGUUGCGUCGAAAGAUGGACGCAAUCACCUGCAUUCGAAUAGCAGCAGAAGAGGCUGCGGAGAACUGGGACCCAUCUCUCCUAGACGGCAACUUCUCCUACGUUUCCGGCAAAUGUAGUCCUGUCAUCGGUUAUGAUUCAGCAAACAAGAAGAAACACUGUGACAUUCACAAGAAGAAUGUGAACGUGUUCAGAGACAUGGAACUGAUUUCGGACUCGCACUUCUACGACAUUCCGGUAAAUACGACUUACUCAUCGGUUCAUAUACCAACCAACGUGUACGAUCUCACGCAAGAUGUAGCCGAAGAUAUUGCGAGGACUGAACCGUUGGACAAUAUAUUUCGUCAGAAUUACGAAUCCGAUCCGGCAUUGUCAUGGCAAUACUUUGGUACAGUCACUGGUAUACUCCGACAAUAUCCUGCUAUGCAAUGGCGAACGAAUCCUAAAGAAACCAACGAUAAUGAUGACGAUGAUAAUGAUAAUACAGUUGAUAAUAAUAAUAAUAAUAAUGUUAGCAAAAAUAAUAACGGAGACAUCGAUGAUGUUAAUGAUGAUGACGACGACGGUGACGACGAUGAUGAUUCUCCCGCUGAUCAAUACGACUGCAGAGUACGUAGUUGGUUCAUCGAGGCGGCCACGUGCAGCAAGGAUAUGGUGAUUCUAAUGGACAUCAGUGGCAGCAUGACGGGUUUUGGAAAGACGAUCGCAAAGACGACAGUGAACUCGAUUCUGGACACCUUAUCGAACAACGAUUUCGUCACACUGCUAAAAUAUAAUAACGGGACGACCGAAUUCGUGCCGUGUUUUAAGGAUAUGCUGAUUCAAGCCACUCCAGAAAAUCUCGAUACAUUCAAAAAAUCCAUGAACGAGAUUGAUCCAGAUAACGUCGCCAAUCUCACGGAGGCCUUCACUAAAGCAUUCAGUCUACUUAAAACUUAUCGGGAGGAACGCGGUUGCGACUCACCGUGUAAUCAGCUCAUCAUGCUUGUUACUGACGGUGUUCCUGGAGGGAAACUGGGGAAUAAUCUAAAGGAGGUAUUCAAAAAAUGGAAUUGGAAUGAAAAUAGUACUCAUGUACCGGUGCGAGUAUUUACAUAUCUUAUAGGCAAGGAAGCGACAAAGAUGGAUGAACUCCAAUGGAUGGUAAGAUCGUGUCUAAAUCGUGGCGAUUACAAGCACAUACAGACUCAGGAGGAAGUGCGCGAACAAGUGCUCAAGUACAUUCCAGUUGUAGCGCGUCCUUUGGUACUUCAGAGUGUGGUACAUCCUAUCGUGUGGACGCACACUUACGUUGACAUCACGAAUCCAGCACUUGCCGCUUGGCUAUGGUGGGUGAUGAAGCACGGGCAACAAAAGUCGCGACUGGAAAAAUAUCUUAAAGGAAAACGGCUGGGCGUGCGAAUAAACGAAGACGCAAUCUACAUACAGCAGCUGCACAAGGACGAGAACAUUGAGGAAGAUUCAUCCACCCUGAACACCACAACCUGGCAAGAAUACAGUCUGUUGACUUCCGUGAGCACACCUGUGUUUGAUCGUAAGAGCAGUCGCAACAACAUGACAGAUGCAGCGAAUGACACACUGUUCGGUGUGGCCGGUACAGACGUGCCGAUUGAUGACAUCCGCAAACUUACGUUGCCGUAUAAACUCGGUGUGAAUGGCUACGCCUUUAUUGUAUCUAAUAACGGCUAUGUGAUAUUACAUCCAGACCUCCGGCCAGUUUACAAAGGCCGGCUUAAAUUGAACUAUAACAGCAUUGAUCUCACGGAGGUAGAGAUACUUGACGACAGACGCGAGCCAAGGAAUCCGGGUCCCGAAUUAUUGGAGCUGAGAUCAGCGCUGGUGAAUCACAAGCGAGGUAACAUGAUGGGGAUUCCCGUGAAAUUACAUUAUGAUAACAAUCGUCGGGUCAACCUUGAGAAACGUGACUAUUUUUAUGCGCCCCUACCUGGUACUCCAUUUGGUCUUGCGGUUGUUUUACCCAAUUAUGGAACUACCUGGAUUAAGGUCGGCGAUGAGAUUCGCAGAAAUCAGAAUAUGAAUGUAAAUGUGUCGGAUUAUUUUGUGGGCGAUCAUUGGCGCGUACAUCCUAGCUGGGUAUAUUGUCGUUACCAUUAUUUGGAAGGUCAUGAGUUCAAUAAGCCGGAAGACGAGUUACGUCAUUUUUUGGCGCUGAUGAGCCAGCCUGGUUGGCGCUGGUCUGAGCAAUAUGAGGCUUAUUCAUCUAUAGAUGAAGAUGUUGAUGAACAACCCAACUGUGGCAGACAAACGCUCAAACACGAUGACUACUAUUGCAACAAAGAACUUAUGCAGUUGCUUGUAUUUGAUGCCAAGGCGACGAACAACAGCUUCCACGGUGACUAUAUGGAGAAUUUACCUCCAAGGGCUCAGGAUCUCGCACAUCACUACGGUAUCUUUAUAAGAUUUAUCGCGACGCAAAGCGGGCUCACCAGGUGGCAUCAUCUUAAAGCCAGCAAACUGCCGAAUAUGGACAACAGUGUUGUUUUCGGUGAUCUUCAUAGACGAGCAGUGAAUGAGCCUUGGUACAAAGGCGCGAUCUUUCAAAGUGAACUAGAUUCCGAAAGUAUUUCUUUAUCUGUUCCAUGGGAAGCAGGCGCGGACGCGAUAGUGACCGCUUCGAUGAGCCUGUCACCCAAGGAUGGCGGCAAGAAAGCGCCAGCGGCUGUAGUGGGUUUUCAGAUGCCGAUGAAAGAUCUGUACAAGCGGUUCAUUGCAUUGACCUCAGACAAUCAGACGACGAAUACGAUAAUAAAUUGUGCCCACAAUUGGAUUGACUGCUAUUUGCUAGAUCAAAACGGCUAUGUAGUGAUCUCAGACGCACAUAAUGACACCGGACAAUUUAUGGGCACUCAGGAGGGUGCCGUCAUGCUAUCCAUGGUCAAACAGGGUCUUUACAAUCCGGUCGAUAUCUAUGAUUAUCAAGCAUGGUGUCAGGAGACUCGAAUCGAUAACUCUGCCAACAGCUUAAUGGAACCGUUGCAACAUGUUGCAAGAUUGUUGCUCUGGUUUCUGUUGCGGUUGAUAUGGUACGCGACCCAGUUUGUAAACUUGCCUGGCAUUUAUGGCAAAGUCCACUUCGAUGAGGAUGCACCAGAUCCGCCGCCACCACCAAAACCCUUCCUUUAUCACUAUCCCUGUGAUCAAAAGCGAACACUCUAUAUGUUGAACGAGACCGUUGCUGCUAAAGGUGUCACCAAUCACUCCGAUUACUGUUCGCGGCCUUUUUAUGCUCAAAGAGUUGCACAUACUAAUCUAUUGCUAGUUGUGGUGGACAGUAUGUACCCAACGUGCUACAAAAGAUUAGAAGUAACACCUGUCAACAUCUCACCCCUCGAGUACACAAAUAGCACGGGCGACAAACCCUGUCACAAGAUUCCAUUGAACACUCUAAAAAGGCGCAGGCUGAAUUGCUUCACAGAACAUCCUCUGGAGCAUGUGACUUAUGGCUGCGGAGCAUCUGAACUGAUGGUGUCUCUGUCACUGUUAUAUAUCACUGUUGCUAGGAUUCUGUAUAUCUUCGUAUGACGGCAAAUUAGCCAUCCUUGGUAUAUGAUCUUUUAUUCAAGAAGAUAUUCUAUUGUGGCUUAUAUUAUAUCCGAAGUAGGAAAGAAAGGCAAAAGAUAAUUUUUUUGCGUUAUGAUACAACACUUAAAAACGACAUGCAUAUACGAAAUAGUACACAUCGACGAUGCACCAAAUUUGAUGAACGAUUUUUAUUAACGAACAUAUCCAAAAUAGUAACAAAUUUA